AUGAACUUCCCUGAACCAGUGGCACCACAGAGUGAUAAUAGUGUGGUAGGCACUACUAAGGAUGAGGUUUGGCCCACUGCUAGUUCGAAGGAGCACCGGGCGCGCACACCGACCUGCAAUGCAACGCGCUUCCCCGAUCCGCCUCGCUUCUCCCCUCAAUCCCCGAGCAACCGCCGCCGCGCCGCCUUCUCAAACACAGAAACACUACCCCGCCUCUCAUGGCGACCGACGCGCCCGCCGUCCGGCGCGGCGACUCUCGCGGGGACGGACGCCGCGGACCUGCCCCUUAUCCCUUCAACCAUCACCGUGGGCUUCCUGACCCCCUCUACCCUCCUCUCCCCAACCAUUUGCUCUGCGCGGGCUAACCCUAGCGGGCGGCGGCGAUUCCGGCGGGCAGCGGCCUGGGAGCAUGGCCAGAGCGUGCUGGCCAGGCUCCGCGGGCGGCACGGCCCCACGAGCGGGCCAGGCGCGGGCGGCCCGGCCAGGGCGGGUGCGUCCGCGCGAGGCCAGCGCGUGCCGGCCAGGCACGGGUGGGUGCGCGUCCUGGCCUGGCGCACCGGCCAGCUGCGGAUGCACGUGCCCACCAUGGAUGCUAGAGGCAAUCCGGUGCUGGAUUUGGAGGCUAGGAACAUGCAAAUUCUUGUACUGUGGGAUUAUGGACAAAAUUUCAAGGCAAAUGAGGGGAAUCACAGCACUAGUUAUAGAAGAUGAAGCACAGCAUGUUGUUUUCUGCUUUUCUCAGACACGCUUAGAUUAUAAGCUAAGCGAAGAUUUUCUCGUUGCUGGCUUUUCGCUUCUCGUAGUUCAAAUCUCUGGAGCGGAUUACCACAAAGCAAAAUAAGCAAAAAUAAGCGAGGUUUUGGUGGGAUUAUCGCUUAUUUCCACCGAUAAGCCGAUUAUAAUCAGAAACAAACAUGGCCUUAAGUUGUUUUACUGCUGUUUUAUGUCCGAACACCAAGUUUUUUUAAUAUCAAAAAAAAUCAAAUAUGCGAUUUGUCUUGGUAACUAGCCCAACAAUUCAAGUCUGAAAUUAUUGUCAUUUUCUUUAAUUGUAACUGCUAUCAGCAUAUUCAUUCUUCUUGGAAAAUACUUUGUUAUAUCUUGCUCGGUUGAUUUGCUUAGCGAGAUGACAUGGCGCCUUUGAUAGGUUGACUGUCCGAGAUGGCUCUCGCCUAGCAUCCAGUAUUGCUUGAAUACCUCAUUUUUAAGUUGUAUCUACUCUUAGCAACGAUAUUAUGGAUGGUGAGACAAUCUACUUCCUCUUAUCACACAUAUAAAUCCAUUAGGACACUUUGCCUAAUAGUAUCGAUAAAACAUGAAAUUUAGGAUGUUACCGAAUGACACUUUGACUAGCAAUAUCGAUAAAUAUAUGUACCUUAAAUACAAUGAGUUAUAUAUUAUGAAAGUAUUUUUCAUAAUGAUUAUACUAAUGCCAAUCUUGUGUUGACAAUAUAUGCAAAAGUUUGUUUAUUAAGGAUAAGCUAAAAAUAUUUGAUUUAGGAGUUAGGACAAACCUAGAUGAGCGUAUAUUUGCGAUCAGAUGAAGUAUUUAACAUGGGAUAUGAACUAUCUACUGGAAGCAUCAAUUGUAUUACAAUUGAUGAAUUGAAUGUUGAUUGAUUAGGUUCAGGUGUUCUGGCCUUGUGGAUUUGUGCUUACUUGCGUUAGUUAAGCAGUUAUUAACAGUCUCUUUUUCUCUAAAUAACAAGAAUCACUAUCUCCAUUCCUGAACCUAGCAAUGGCUUUUCCACUAUGUAUUUAUGAUCUUUAUUUCCAAAACCUGCAAUAUUUACGUUCCAGAAUGUCGAAAAAGAUUGCGAAGUUACCAUGGAAUGAUACUGCGAUUCUGAGGUGUGUUCACUGCUUUAUCGUUCUAACUAAUCUGUUUUAUCUCCCUAUUGCAGGACCGGC
Messenger RNA from Panicum virgatum (switchgrass), 1911 nucleotides. RefSeq lists its product as uncharacterized. The transcript is spliced from 4 exons. Lineage: Eukaryota; Viridiplantae; Streptophyta; Magnoliopsida; Poales; Poaceae. The coding region runs from base 1 to 711 and encodes 236 amino acids. The record is from RefSeq and is a predicted model, not a curated record.